AUGCGCCUCUUCGGGAACUCCCUCUUCCCCGCGCUCACUGUCGUAGGAUCAUUCGUUGCAUCUGGACUUGCAGAAGAACAAUGCCGAUGCACAACCGACGAUCCUUGCUGGCCUUCUACAACGAAAUGGAACUCCUUGAACUCUACUCUUGGCGGACAUCUGAUCAAGUACAUUCCGCCAGGUGCUGUUUGCUAUAGCUCCCACCCUAACUACGACCGCAAAGCCUGUGACAAGGUGAUCAAGGAAUGGCCCGAGUCGAAGUUCCACUCCAGCGAUCCGGCCAGUCUCCACACCGAAUGGGCCAAUGCUGGCUGCAUUCCAGUAUAUGAGAACGGCACAAGCAUCUACGGCGACCCCGAAGCUGGCAAGCGAGGUUGCUCAAAUGGAGUUCUUCCUACUUAUGUCGUGAACGCCACUGGGACAGAUCAUGUUGUAGCAGCGUUGGAGUUCGCUACCGAACACAACAUACGAUUGGCGAUCAAGAACACUGGCCAUGCUGGGGACGGAAGAAACUUGGGAAACAGUAGUUUAUCGAUCUGGACCCACAACUUGAAGAGCAUCGACUUGCAGGAAGAUUUCAACCUUACCUGUCCCAACGCUAAAGAUACCCCAAGCCCUCUUAUGGCAGCCAUCGUGGGUGCUGGAGUUCAAGAUGGUGAGAUGUUUGAAGCUUUAGCAGCCCAGGAUGCGCUAGCGGUUGGAGGUACCAGCGGUGAUGUCGGAGUGGUUGGCUGGGCUACCGGUGGUGGUCAUGGCUUUGCAACAGGCAAAUACGGCCAAGGAGCUGAUAACAUUCUCGAGGCAGAGAUUGUCACUCCAGCCGGUAAGGUCCUGAUCGCCAAUGAGUGUCAAAACCAGGAUCUGUAUUGGGCUAUUCGCGGUGGUGGUGGCGGCACAUUUGGUGUCAUUAUAAAGUUGAGUCUCAAGGCUUAUCCCGCACCAGAUCUGGUCAUCGGAGGCUACGACAUCAGUGCCAAGAACCGCACGUCGGAAGAUGAUUUCUACAAAUUCAUUGCAGAUGCCCAUGCGCUGUUCCCUGCAAUUCAAGACGCGGGUAUCCACGGAUAUUAUACAGUUUCAGGCCCUCCAAAGGCAGAGGCACUGACUUUCAGUGGAUCAUUCAUGGGCUUUGGCAUUUCUAACGAAACUUAUGAAGACGCUCUGGAACCUUUCAAGAAGCUGCUCAAGGCGUCCAACAUGGGUGCAGGCCAUGACAUCAGAGCUACCCGAUUGAUCUCACGAAAAACUGUGACAGAAAGGACAGAGGAAUUCGCGGCUGUCUAUAAGAAGAUUGGCCCAACCAAGCAUGCGCCACCUAAUGGUUUGUCUAACCUUUCCAUGUCUGGCACUCUCACCAUUAGCCCCAAGCCAGUCAACAAUUCUUUGCAUCCAUCCUGGCGAAACACCACCGUUCAUCUGAUCACUGGCCAAGGCUGGACUGAUUCCACCAACGAAACCGAAGUCAGAAACAUCAUUCACGAUGUGACAUACAGAAAGCUCGCGCUGAUGAGAGAGUUGGAUCCUGUUCAGGGAGCCUACUUGAAUGAGGCAAACCCAAUUGAACCUGACUGGCAGCGGUCUUUCUGGGGGCCGAAUUACGCACGACUCCGUGAUAUCAAGGAGAAGUAUGAUCCUGAAGGAAUUUUGUGGUGUCCUCGGUGUGUUGGAAGUGAGGAUUGGGUCCAACGACAAGAUGCAAUGCGCAUGACACAGUUGCUGCUUUAUCUAGACAUUCCCAUCACUACCCAGCUAGGAGGUCAAAUUCAAAAUGGCAAGCUGGAUCUUAUCACAGGCUAUACUUCGACUUUCCAUACCUCUUGCUCGGGGCAUUUGGGAAGAAGACUUCGCUUAACAUCUCUGAUGCUUAGCAAGGAUCAGCGCAACUUUCACGCUUGGGGUUAUCGCAGAUUCGUGGUAGCUAAGCUUGAGAGUGUUGACCUACAAGGGAAGAGCAUGGUUGAGAAGGAAUUCGAAUACACUACCAAGAUGAUAAAGAGCAACCUAUCGAACUUUUCUGCGUGGCACAACAGAAGUCAGCUUAUUCCAAGAUUACUCCAAGAGCGAGGCGCAAACCCGAAAAUACGAGCGAUGUUCCUUGACGAAGAGUUGAGUUUCGUGCGAGAAGGCUUGGAUGUUGGACCUGAAGAUCAGAGCCUGUGGUACUACCAUCGCUUCUUGAUCUCACAAAUCGUCGGCGAUAACGACUCACAAACUGCAGCACCUAUGAGUCUGAAUGAAACGGCAACUUAUGUGAGGCAUGAAAUUGACGAGAUCAAAGAUCUGCUAGAUGACUACAAAGACGUCAAGUGCAUCUACGAGGCCCUGCUUGAGUAUACCCUGACUCUACAGAAAUUAGAAGGGCGUGAAGGAGAUGAGGGUGAUCUCAUCGAACUGAAGACUUGGCUUACUAAGUUACGUGUCCUCGAUCCGAUGCGUACAGGUAGAUGGAAAGAUAUCGAGUCACAAAUUGGGGUUUAA
Molecule: messenger RNA, 2478 nt
Organism: Fusarium coffeatum
Lineage: Eukaryota; Fungi; Ascomycota; Sordariomycetes; Hypocreales; Nectriaceae
Exons: 10
Coding region: 1-2478 (825 amino acids)
Biological process (GO): protein prenylation
Molecular function (GO): protein prenyltransferase activity; FAD binding; oxidoreductase activity
Source: RefSeq, a predicted model, not a curated record